AUGAAUAGAAAUAAAGACUUGGAUGCACUCCUCUUUUAAAAGAACACUGAAUUAAAAUAAGACUUAGAGAAACCUCCCUAUUCUCACAUAGAUAUCACCAUUACAUCUUAUAGUGAAAUAUCUGAUGGAACUCCAAAUAAAUUUCCAAUCAAAAAAGUCUAUACAGAAUAAAAUUGCUUUUAACAUCAAAAGAAUAGAAUACUAACUCAAGAAGAAUAGAUCCACUAAUAAAAUCAAUUAUAGGUAUCAAAUUCAAUUCUUGAAUCUAUGACCCCAUAAAGAAUGAAUAAAUUAAUUGAUUGGUCUAAAUAUAAUGUAACACCUGGGGAUGGCAAAAAUAUCUUCCCCCAAGUUCAAGGACCAAGUAUCGAAUUUUCAAAUGAAAACUCAUUAAAUUUUAAAUAACCGUAAAAACUUAAUAUCAACAGCGAUAUUCUCUUAAAUAAAUACAUCGAAAUUGAAGAGAGACUUAAAUUGUUAUAGGCAAAGCAUAAAGACUUUUCAACUCUCGAAGCUCUAAGGGGUAAGAACCUACAAAUAGCCUCUUAGAAAAUUGUUAGUUAAUAAGAGGUUAUCAGAUCCAAAGACAAGAUUAUUGAUGAAUUAAAUUUAGAAAUCAAAAAAAGAAAGGAUUAUGAUAUAUAAAUUAAGGAUCUAUUAAAAGAAAUUGAGCAAAAGGAUUAAAUAUUAAGUGAAUUCGAAAAUAAAUAAGACAAGGAUAGAAUAAUUGAAAAUUAGGAACAGUAAAUUCAAAUUCUAACAAACAGAUUGAAAAAAGAGUUUGAAUAUCGAAAGCAGAAUGAAAACAUGUUGUCAGAAAUCAAAUUAAAAGAGAUUAAAAGAUCCACAGUAUUUGAACUCAAUACUAAAUGUCAAUCUUGUUCAUUAAGCAAAUAGGAAUUGAAAAAUAUAUUAUAAGAAUGCUCAAUUGAAGAUGAUAAGAAUAUUUUUGAAAGUGAAAUGUCUGUACCAAUUUAAAUCAGAGAAGUGGUUACAUUACUACUGACAAAGCAGAGAGAAUAGAUAGAUAUUGCAUUUCAAUAAUAUGAAGAAUAGUUAAAAGAGUUAUCAGAUUAAAUUGAGUAUUUCAAAGAGUAAAAUAAGAACUUAAUAGAUGACAACAAUAAAUUGCAUAACUAAUUAUCAAUAAUCUUAAAUGAAAGAGGAGAACAAGAAUAGAAAUUAUACGAAGAAUUUGAAAAAGUAAAAAAGAUCAACUACCAAUUAAUUUAGGAAAAUUCAGAAUUUAAAUAAUAAUUAAAAUCUCCCAGAAACUAAGAUCAUUAGAAAUCUAUCGAUUUAGAGAAUUUAGGUCAUUUUAAAUCAAUUUAAACAGAUAGAUCUGGUUUAAAUAAUGAAAUGGCAUAAAUUAAACAAUAAUUCUAAAAUUAAAUAAAGGACUUACUCGGAAAAAUAUCUGAAUAAGAAAAACAAAUAUUAUAGUUAAAGAAUGAUUCAUUUAAGAAUUUAUCAUCUUCUAAAAAGAAUAAGAAUUUUUAGAGUCAAAAUUUAUAAAAUGAGAUGAAACACCAGGAAUAAAAACUUAAGGAGAAAGAUAAAAAGAACAUUGAACUUUAUUCAUAAAUAAAAUAACUAUAGCAAGUCUAAAAAGAUUAUGAAUUAACAAUUUUUGAGCUUAAGGAUGAACUGGAAAAACAGAAAAAGAAAUUGUAAUAAAAAAAUACGGAAGUUAAGUAAUUAAUUGACUAGAAUAAAACCUUUUAAGACAAAAAUACGAAUCUAAAUCAAAAGAUUAUUUUGCUCUAAUAACAAUGCAUUUAGUAGGAAUCUGAUAUGAAAUUGAAUGAUACUAAAUUAUCACCAAACAAUAAAAGCAUUGAACAAGAUAGGGUGAUUAGUUAAUAUAUUUCAUCAAAUUUGAGUUAGCAAUAAUUAAAUUAAUUGGUGGAUGAAUAUAAGAGUUAUCAAUAAGAGUUUGUAGACUUGAAACAGGUUUUUACAGAGAAACUAAGAUAACAUGAAAUAUUAUAAAAUAGAAUAUCAAGACUUCAACAAGACAAUAACUAUUUGGCUUAGCAAAAUCAAAAGUUGAUGAUGGAAAAUUAGAGUCAAAAGGAUGAUAAAUUAACAAAAAGAACAUCUGAAGAAAUUACUACAGGAGUACGAUGUUCUGCUGCAACUGGAGAUUCAAUAAAUAUAAAAUCAUUCAUCCAAUUAGGAGAUGAGGAAUCUUUAAAGAGAAAAUAAUUAAACAUUCUAGAUCUGAUUUAGCCUGAAUUAAUGUCUACGGAAGAAACUCUUUACAUUCUUAAGGAAAUACUGAUUAGAUCCGUAAAGUCGAUAGAAUUGAUAAAGAAAAUAUAUUAGAUAAGUGAAAUAAAGGAAUUGCUGUUCAUCAUACAAUAGGUGGAUGAAAAGUAUUAGAGUUCCAACAAAAAGUUGACUAAGGUUAUCAGCUGCAUUUUAGGAGAAAAAAGGAAAAUAAAAUACACAAAUAGAAGUGAAAAGCCAGAUUUCUAUAAUUCUUGA
This is a messenger RNA of Paramecium tetraurelia, 2490 nucleotides long. RefSeq lists its product as uncharacterized. Lineage: Eukaryota; Ciliophora; Oligohymenophorea; Peniculida; Parameciidae. The record is from RefSeq and is a predicted model, not a curated record. The transcript is spliced from 2 exons.